AUGUUUUUAAAAAAGUCACAUAAUAAUCACACGAACUUACACAAAUGCCAUCAACAUCACAGCUCACAAAUCAUACGGUUGCUUGCCCGUGAACUUGACCUCGAUCGGGCUCACGUUCUUACCAAUGGACCUCAUGUUCUGGCCGACACCAGUCCUGCCGGCGUUGACUUUCUCCGGGUAAACCCCGUCCUUGGGGUGCAGAGCCAGGCACUGUUCCUUCCGGGCCAGCUUCAGCAGAUUCGGGCCCUGGCGCAUGAUGGCGGCGCCGCCGGUCGGCAUCUCGAACACCUGCUCCUUCGGGGACUCCCACGUGAUGACAUAGAACUCCUCGAUCUGGGCCUUGCGGAGGAGCCCGCCGGUGCUGCCGCCGAAGAUCGGCGACGGGGUAUUCGGGUCGAGCUCCGGCGGGGUGAAUCCUGCGGGAGCCUCCGGCUCCUUCGUCGCCGCCGGGGCCUCGUCGGCCAUGGCGCGGAUUGGGCGGUAGGCGGCGGAGGAGAUGGGCUUUGCCGCCGGCCGGAGGGUGGGGAACUGCGCGAGGGACUGCUUCCACGGGGACGCCAGGCGGUCGGCGGGGUUGGGGGUGGAGAGUGUGGGGGUGAAGAGGGAGGCUUGGGUAGCCAUGGCCAUGAGAUUGGAGCUCAACCCUCCACUCCUCGUAUAAUCCGACGUGUUCGGGUACAACAAGGUAUACGGAACCUUAACAGGCCCACACCUAUUCCGGAACCUUCCGUCAAAGUUCCUCUCCACAAUCCUCUUCUCAAUCUCCACCAAAGCCUCACCAAACCUCCCGAAAGCCUCGAGUGGCCCACUAUCCGCCGUCCAUUUCGGACUCUCCCUCUGCCCGAGAUAAAUCUCGUCAGUCGAGUGCCUCGACAAUAUUUCAAUAAGCGACACUCCAAGCAGAGUUUGAAACUGUGCUGUUAUCGUUUUCAAAAAAGCCGAAUCCGGGCUCGACUCCAGCUCAGCAAACUCGGGAGUCCCGGGCUCGGGCAUUAG
Molecule: messenger RNA, 996 nt
Organism: Striga asiatica
Lineage: Eukaryota; Viridiplantae; Streptophyta; Magnoliopsida; Lamiales; Orobanchaceae
Source: the annotation of a GenBank genome assembly